AAUCACAAUUUAUACUCAUAUAUUGACUGAUUGCUACAUUUUCUAAAAUCUCUACUAGAUCAUCCAAAGGUCAGGCAAUGACAACAAAGGCUUGCAAAUUCCUUUGCCUCGUUCUCUUCUUUGCCUUUGUCACCCAAGGGUAUGGGUCUGACGCCGGUAAUUUUUAUUCUCUCAAGAGCCUUUCGGUGAAACAAUCGAAGACCGGAAAAAUGGUAAAGAACAAACCGGAGUGGGAAGUGAAAGUGAUGAAUUCGUCUCCCUGCUAUUUCACUUUCACAACGAUGUCAUGUGUCGGUUUCCAAUCGGUCACUCCCAUCCCCGAUUCCGUGGUAUCCAAGUCCGGUGAUAUCUGUCUCCUCUACAAAGACUCGGCGUUCCAUGACUUCAGUUUCAAGUACGUAUGGGACACGAGCUUCGACCUCAAGAUCCUCUCCGGCAGCAUCGCUUGCUCUUGAUAUUUUCUACCCGGUUUGAUCCGGUCUUGCUUCAGUUCAUGUUAUUUUACUUACUUGGGCAUAUAUGUAAUUGAUGAUUUUUGUUGGCUUAAACAAAAAGUUGUCAGAUUCAUCUGCUUGAGAUUAAUAAAGACUUUUCAAACAAAA
Messenger RNA from Camelina sativa (false flax), 602 nucleotides. RefSeq lists its product as uncharacterized. Gene Ontology annotation, biological process: cell fate determination. The record is from RefSeq and is a predicted model, not a curated record. Lineage: Eukaryota; Viridiplantae; Streptophyta; Magnoliopsida; Brassicales; Brassicaceae.